AUGGCUCAGCUGUACUACAAAAGAAGUGACAAUGCACCGUACAGAGACCGAAUUUCUCUUCGAAUUGUAAGAGCAGAAUCUGAACUCUCUCCUGCAGAGAAGGCUUACCUGAGCGCUGUUGAGAAAGGUGAUUACGCAAGUGUCAAACAAGCUCUUGAAGAAGCUGAGAUUUAUUUUAAAAUCAACAUUAAUUGUAUUGACCCUCUGGGGCGGACUGCACUUCUCAUAGGCAUUGAGAAUGAGAACUUGGAAAUCAUUGAACUUCUCCUGAGUUUCAAUGUGUACGUAGGAGAUGCGCUUCUCCAUGCCAUCCGGAAAGAAGUUGUUGGAGCUGUUGAACUACUAUUAAAUCAUAAGAAGCCUAGUGGGGAAAAACAAGUUCCACCAAUACUACUGGAUAAACAGUUUUCAGAAUUUACACCAGAUAUUACGCCAAUAAUUCUUGCAGCUCACACCAACAAUUAUGAAAUAAUAAAGCUCCUUGUGCAGAGGGGAGUUUCUAUACCACAGCCUCAUGAAGUUCGUUGUAACUGUGUUGAGUGCGUUUCCAGCUCAGAUGUUGACAGUCUGCGCCAUUCUCGAUCAAGGUUGAACAUAUACAAAGCCUUAGCAAGCCCAUCUUUAAUUGCUUUGUCCAGUGAAGACCCCUUUCUUACUGCAUUUCAUUUGGGCUGGGAGCUUCAGGAACUAAGUAAAGUGGAAAAUGAAUUUAAAUCGGAAUAUGAGGAAUUAUCACAUCAGUGUGAAUCAUUUGCGAAAGAUUUAUUGGACCAGACAAGGAGCUCCCGGGAAUUAGAAAUUAUACUUAAUUAUAGGGAUGAUAAUAGCAUUCUGGAAGAGCAGAUCGCUAAUGAUCUUUCUAGGUUAAAGUUGGCAAUUAAGUAUCAUCAGAAAGAGUUUGUUGCCCAGCCAAAUUGUCAGCAGCUCCUUGCUUCCCGCUGGUACGACGAGUUUCCUGGCUGGAGACGACGACACUGGAUCGUUAAAUUCUUGACCUGCAUCAGCAUCGGACUGCUAUUUCCAGUCUUUUCCGUGUGCUACUUGAUAGCACCAAAAAGCACAUUUGGCCUUUUUAUUAGAAAACCAUUUAUUAAGUUUAUCUGUCAUACUGCAUCAUACUUGACUUUCCUUUUCCUGCUGUUGUUGGCAUCUCAACAUAUUGAUCGAACAGAUUUAAACAUGCAAGGUCCUCCACCAACCAUUGUUGAAUGGAUGAUACUUCCCUGGGUGCUAGGUUUCAUUUGGGGUGAAGUAAAGCAAAUGUGGGAUGGUGGACUUCAGGACUACAUACACGACUGGUGGAACCUUAUGGAUUUUGUAAUGAAUUCUUUAUACCUAGCAACAAUUUCUCUUAAAAUUGUUGCUUUUACUAAGUACAGUGGUUCACGCCAACGGGAGGACUGGGAAAUGUGGCACCCCACCUUAGUUGCUGAGGCACUAUUUGCUAUUGCAAACAUCUUCAGUUCCCUUCGCCUAAUCUCACUAUUCACGGCUAACUCUCAUCUGGGACCCCUGCAAAUAUCUCUUGGACGUAUGCUCUUGGAUAUUCUAAAGUUCUUAUUCAUAUACUGUCUGGUGCUACUAGCUUUUGCAAAUGGUUUGAAUCAGUUGUACUUUUACUAUGAGACAAAUGCAUCAGAGGAACCAAAUAACUGCAAAGGAAUAAGGUGUGAAAAACAGAACAAUGCCUUUUCAACGUUAUUUGAAACUCUCCAGUCACUGUUCUGGUCAAUAUUUGGUCUCAUUAACCUAUAUGUGACAAAUGUGAAGGCUCGUCAUGAAUUCACAGAGUUUGUAGGUGCCACCAUGUUUGGAACAUACAAUGUUAUCUCUCUUGUGGUUUUGCUCAACAUGCUGAUAGCUAUGAUGAACAAUUCUUACCAGCUUAUUGCGGACCAUGCAGAUAUUGAGUGGAAAUUUGCAAGGACAAAGCUUUGGAUGAGCUAUUUUGAAGAAGGUGGAACUCUCCCAACUCCUUUUAACAUUAUUCCAAGUCCAAAGUCUGUCUGGUAUUUAAUAACAUGGACUCGAAGACACUUAUGCCUCAAAAUUUUCUGCAUGCAAAAACGAAAGAAACCUGAAAGUCUUGGCUCUCUCGGGAGGCGUGCAGCUAACAAUCUGAGACGAAACCACCAGUACCAGGAAGUUAUAAGAAAUUUGGUGAAAAGAUAUGUUGCUGCAAUGAUCAGAGAUGCAAAAACUGAAGAAGGGCUGACUGAAGAGAAUUUCAAAGAACUGAAACAGGAUAUUUCCAGCUUCCGCUAUGAGGUUUUGGGUCUUCUGAAAGGAAACAAGCUUCCUGGUACACAGGCCUUUAGCACAGCAUCAAAGGUGUCAGAUUCCAAUGAAAUUUUGAAAAGUGAAGAUUGGGCAACUGACCACAAGAACAAGCUAAGCUUUUAUGAUUUAACAUCUUUGGUUUGUCCAAAGCCAGUGUCUAAAAUAUCAGACACUCCAGCAGCAUGUAAUACCUUAAGCAAUGGGUCCACCCCAAAAGCAAUUGAUAUAUCCAAGGAAAGGCAAAACAAUAAAAGUAUUGUUAAAGACUCUAUCAAAAAUUUAGGAUUCUUUCGAAAAAGAACAAAACCAUGCAAUGCAGAGCAGAAAAGCAAUAGGAUUUACACAGUUUCUGAGGAAAUUACUCAAGAGGAAUGCCUACUGAAAAACAAAGAAAGGUCUGACUAUGAGGGCAUGAGAGGCUUGGAUCAAAUGGUAGUCAACAAGACUGAUUCCGACAUAAAAGACCUAAAUAUGAGUAACACAUGGAAGCCAGAAACAGAAGAAAAGAUACAUGCACUUUCACACAGACAGUCUCCUGAUGGCAACACCAGUGCUCACUCAUUAGAAGCAACAGAGGAUACUCUGGCAAAGGAUUCAGGGAAUGAAGACAGUGUGAAUCAAUGGACUGUGACACAGGGUGAUUAUGUGACAACGAGAUUAUAA
This is a messenger RNA of Carcharodon carcharias (great white shark), 2943 nucleotides long. RefSeq names its product short transient receptor potential channel 4-like. The record is from RefSeq and is a predicted model, not a curated record. The transcript has 11 exons. Bases 1 to 2943 code for a protein of 980 amino acids. NCBI's taxonomy places the organism in Eukaryota, Metazoa, Chordata, Chondrichthyes, Lamniformes, Lamnidae. Gene Ontology annotation, cellular component: cation channel complex; membrane. Gene Ontology annotation, molecular function: protein binding; store-operated calcium channel activity; inositol 1,4,5 trisphosphate binding. Gene Ontology annotation, biological process: manganese ion transport; regulation of cytosolic calcium ion concentration; calcium ion transmembrane transport.